Amborella trichopoda is the source of this 1392-nucleotide messenger RNA. RefSeq names its product zinc finger (C2H2 type) family protein. NCBI's taxonomy places the organism in Eukaryota, Viridiplantae, Streptophyta, Magnoliopsida, Amborellales, Amborellaceae. The record is from RefSeq and is a predicted model, not a curated record.
AGCAGAGUAAGAGAGAGAAACCCACUCUUCUCAAUCAGUAGCAGGAGAGAGAAAGAGAGAGUUAGAGAGAGGUACUGAGUCAUUGUGUGUGAGAGAGACCUGCUCCCCUUCGACAGAGUAGGAGCUUCUCCUAUGGGUGCAUCUGAGCUAAACCAGUUUUGAUCCAUGGAGACCUUAGGCUCAUUUUUCGGCUCUCUGCGCCAUCUCUCUCUCAUCCUCUUUCAUUUCUGCUUCUGCUUAUUCAUCUCAAGCCACUGCUUUAAAUCCACCUCAAAUCCUCCGAUUCCAGAGAAAAGAAAGCACUCUUCCUCUGCAACAAACCCCAAGAAAUUGGUUACCUCUUCAUGGUCUUUUAUGAAGAAACUCUUCUCUUGCCAUAGUGCUUCAAGCUCCAGUAAUGGCUCCCUUUCGAGACCUCGAACCCCACCCGGAUCAUCAACCAGGCUCUCUCAAGCUUCCUCUCUCUCAUCGCACGCCACGGUUUCUCUUUCUACCCCAACUUCUCGUGACAACACUCUUUCUCUCUCCACCCCACCUCACAAGAAACCAUGUCAUGAUUCCUGCAACGAUCUCGAGCCCCAUCCCCUGCUUUCUCUCUCUAACAGGAUUGCACUAAUCCCCUGCUCAAUUUGUGGUGAAAUCUUCAACAAACCCCAACUUCUGGAGCUCCACCAAGCCGUCAAGCACGCUGUCUCGGAGCUGACGGACCGUGACACGGCGAAAAACAUAGUCAAGAUCAUAUUCCAAACCAGUUGGUUGAAGAGAGAGAAACUCCCCGAUAUACAGAGAAUUCUCAAGAUCAACAACAGCCUGAAGAUCCUCGCCAAGUUUGAAGAAUACAGAGAAACCAUCAAAGCGACAGCCUUGAAGUCCAGCGUGCACAAGCAGGCCCGAUGCGUAGCUGACGGCAACGAGGUUUUGAGGUUCCAUUGCUGCACCUUCACUUGCUCUCUUGGCUUGAAUGAGGCUUGUUCUCUCUGUAAUCACCAUUAUUGCAGUCUCUGUGGGAUUAUAAGACAUGGGUUUUCCUCUAAACUUGAUGGGAUUUCCUGUUAUUCCAGUAGUUAUAAGGCUCAUGGGUCUAUACCUGCAGAUCUAGAGAGAGAAUUCUCUUUCAUGAAUGUGAAGAGGGCCAUGUUGGUUUGUAGGGUGAUAGCUGGGCGCAUUGCUUAUGAUGAAGGGAUGAGUGAGAAAGAGGGGUUUGAUUCAGUUGCAGGAGGUUGUGGUGAUAGUAGUGGAUUGGAGGAGUUGUUGGUGUUCAACCCAAGAGCUUUGCUUCCUUGCUUUGUGAUCAUAUACAGUAUGUAAAGAUUGUGAUUUCUUGUGUGGUUUUUGGAUAUGCGAUCAAAUUGUUAUGGGAAUGAAAAUUUGAAAAAUUUCCCUGUUUUAAGA